This is a messenger RNA of Maniola jurtina (meadow brown), 4447 nucleotides long. RefSeq names its product centrosomal protein of 290 kDa. Bases 136 to 4362 code for a protein of 1408 amino acids. The transcript has 7 exons. The record is from RefSeq and is a predicted model, not a curated record. Lineage: Eukaryota; Metazoa; Arthropoda; Insecta; Lepidoptera; Nymphalidae. Gene Ontology annotation, cellular component: extrinsic component of mitochondrial inner membrane.
ACUGACACACAAUUCGAUCAGACGAACGUAGAAAUUUGUAUCGGACAGUCGAUUCGAGUUUUAAGAUUCGAUUUUAUUUGAUAAUAGUGAAAGUUUGUUACAGUAGUUAUUCAGUGACAGUGCACUGGUAUAAAGAUGAAUAACAAGAAAAAUAAAGGUAAAAGUCGCGGUAAAACAGCUACCAAAACAACUCAGGAAGAAAAUAUGGAUAAUAUUGAAGUUCCUAUGCUAGAGACUUUAAAUACAGAUGAAACGAGAGUGCCAGAAAUAGUAACUGAAUCAAUCAACAUCGUAGAAAAUGAUCAAUCGAUGGCUGAUGUUCCUAAGAAACCCAAACGAAGUAAAAAUAGUAAGAAAAAAGAACAUUUAUUAGAUAUAAAAACUAAGGAAGAAAAUGUUGAAAUAAAAGAGACCAAAGACGUAUCGGAAAAUAUUGAGAAUGCGACAGAAAAUAUUCCGAUAUCAGCUUGUGUUCGAAAAAAGAAAAAAAAAACUAAAAAACAGGAUGAAAAUUUAAAAGGAAAUUUAGAUAGUCAUGCUCAGGUGGUUGCUUUGAAAUAUGAAGGCAAAGAAUCUGAAAAAGAAACUGGUGUAACAUUCGAAACAGAUGAACGUGAUCCGAUUUGUAUCCAAAUAUUGCCUGAAAACAUUGAUGUUGCCCACAAAGAGGAUGCACUUAGUAAGAAGAAAAAAAAGAAGAAACAUUGCCAUGAUUCAGAUAAAUCUGCUAAUCACGACCCUUGUACAAUGGCUUUUCAAAAACUAAUUGUACCUUUAGGCACUGCAAAUGAAACUGAUAAUAACAAUAGUACAGAAAUACAGCAAAUAAUGGCUGACACGAAAGAGUGCACUGAGUUGAUACCACUCAUAAACCCGGAUCAGGUUUCCGAGGAAACAAAAUCCGCAGAAUCAACAAUUAAAAAAAAGAAUAAAAAAGGUAAGAAGAAUCCAUCUCAAAAUCGUAUCGACGUGGAAAGAUGUGAGGAAGCCACUGCAGAUAAAAAUAUAAGAACUGUUUCUAAGGAGGAUAUAACCUGCUUAGAAAAUUCUGAAAAUAAAACAGUUAUCGAAGAAACAAUAGCAAAACCUAAAGCCAAAAUUGUUAAACCUGUUCAAAAAAAACUUCGGAAUAAGUCAGAAUGUGAGUCAGUAAAAACUUCAUCUGACCAAAAUUUUGAAAUCGAUACCAGUGGAGAUAUUGAAAAACAGGUUUUGAACACAGAUGGACUAAUAGAGAAAACAAAUACCGUCGAAAACAAAUAUCAUCCAGAUAAUGCUGUUUCAAUAGAUAUUAUUACAGCUUCACCUACUCCAGAGAUAUUUAAAAGUGAUGAUAAUGAUAAUAAGGUUGUUGAAAUUGGUCAGAGCCAAUUAAUGAAACAAGAAAUAGAAAAUGAAUCUAAAGAUUCAAGUGAGAUGACAAACAUGUCUGAAAAUAAAAAGAAACCAGAAACAUCAUCUACGAAUUCAGAUGAUUUAGGGUUUGUUGAAGUCAAGACAGGUAAAGGUAAGAAAAAACGAAACAAAAGUGUAUUUACGCCAGAUCUAGGCGAAACGAUUGAGAUAAAUGCACUUGACAAUGAAAAAGAUGAACAAAAUUUGGACUUAAAAUGUACAAAAAAAUCUAUUGGAGUAAAGUCUGAAGAUCCAGAAGCACACACAAUUAUCAUCCCAGAUUUGAUUGAAUAUCCACGAUCUACGAGCCAACAACAUAUCGACAGUAAUAAUAACACAUAUAUUCAAGAGAUACCAUCAACAGAAGAAGUCAAAUUAGAUAUUCCUGUCUAUACUUCAACACCAAUUAUACAAGGAUCGGGAGAGUCACCAGAAACAAAAUUGAUUAAUCUCGACAUCAUAACAGAAAUUGAUGUACAACCUAGCAGUAUUAAAGAAAAUAUUAUAUUACAAUCUGCAGAAAAGCAAACUUCUGAAAAUAUUGAUAUUAAAUCCAAAAUGUAUGAGGUGAAUCGAGAUAUGGAAGAGUUGAAACGUUCAAUUGAAAGAUCCUUAGCUGAGUUAACUGCUACUGAAAAAAGUGGUACCGAAGUUGAUAAAGAAUUUGAAGAAUUAUUUCAAAGUCAGACUGUAAAACCACCACAAAUUGAUAAAAAUAAAAAUGACGAUCUUGAAAGUUCUUUUAACGAUUGUGAGAAAAAAAAUGACAUUGAAAUGGCUGAAAAUAGUGAAAAGACUGACGAAUUAAACAAAAAUCUCGAGCUUAAAGAAAUUGAAAAGGUUAAAACUGAUGAUAAGAAUGUUGAUCUGAUUAAUAAUCCAUUAUCAGUAGAAACUUUAAAUGCUUCUUUAAUAAGUGACAAUAGUGAAACUAAAUCUGCUGCUGUUAUACAACAAGUUGCACCAGUUUGCCCAGCACGACGAGAUAAAGGUAAAAAUAAAUCCAAAAAGAAAGGGAAAAAAGAAGCCUUAACUACUAACUCUGGUACAAAUACAUCCUACGCAACUUCAACUUCAAGAACUCAAACAACAAGUGUCGAAAAAGAAGCUAACCAAAAGUCAGAAACCACUCAAGAAAAAGAAAAGCAGCAAACAUCUGGUGGUGAAAAAGACACAGAACAUUCUCAUAAUGACAUGUCUUUUGAACCUAUAGAAAAUUUUGAAGAUGCUUUAACUUCUAGUGUUGAUGAUAUUAACCAAACUUUUGAAAUAAUAGUUAAAGAUGCUACUCAGUCUUUGAAUUCAUCACAAUAUCAGAACAAUCCUAAAAUAAACAUAAUUUCACCAACAGAAGAUAGCGAAGGAGAAGAAAAACAAGACAAAAAUGAAUCAAAAGAUAAACAAAACCCCAUUUCACGUCCAAAAAACUUAUUAGGCUCCCCAAAUAUUCCUGCAUCAUCGAAUAAAACAGAUUUUAAAAAGGAAAAAAGUAAGCCACCUAAUUCAAUACAAGCUAAAGUAAAGAUUAAAGAUUCAGUUGAAAUUGAACAGGCUGCGAAUAAGAAAUCACUGUUUGAUCAAAAAAAAUUAAUAAAAGAAUCGAAUAGAGAUGAUACAACUUACCUGAUGAAAACAAAUGAAGAUUUAAUCUAUAAAUACAGUUUUCGUAAGGUAUUUCUUCAGAACACAUGUCAUGUAUGUAAAAAGGAUUUGGUUCAUAGGGUGCCUUGUAAAUUUUGCUCUUUAGUGUUUUACUGCAGCCAAAAACAUAAAGAUGAAGAUUGGUCACAGCAUCAAUCGCUAUGCUUUGCAGUGUGUACUAUAGCACAUUUAAAAGAACAAAAACAUAUCUACGCGGGUAGCCAAAACAUUUUGGGUCAUAACUAUCGCGUAUUAAGAAUGCAAACUAUACUAUCCUGUGAGAAGAUUUUAAACAGGAAGUUGGUGCCUUGGGAACAAGAAGCGCUUCUGUACCCUAGACUAUGUUCUGAUGUGAAAUGUAGACAAUGGAAACAGGGACAGUUGAAGGAUUGUACGGGAUGCGGUCAAUUAUCUUACUGUAUCGAUUAUCCGGAGCAUUUGCCGCCGUCGCAUCAGCGCUGGUGUAAGUCAUAUGCACUGUAUCAGAGGCUGGUGAAUUAUCAACUGACGAAGGGUCGGCUGGAACCACUACUUCCCACGAAGGUCUUGAACCAUUACCAACUGCCAGGGAAGAUAAAUGACGUUUUGGGAUCAAUCUAUGAAGAGAAAAUAGAUAUGGAUGACAUCCAAUACGCAGCUUUAACACAAAUCGCAACCGCUCCGUUGACCGCAGCAUACAGCUAUCAAAUCCAUUACAGCAAGAUGAACUCUAUAUGCGCCAAUGGGAUAAAAAAGAAUUCAGUCUUCACAAUCCACAUAGUCGGCGCUGAGCUUCCGUUCGAAGCAGAUUCUCUCAACAAAUGGGAGACAUUCUUUUUGCAUCUGCGGUCAGAUGUAAAAGACCUGAGGGUGGUGAUGGUGGGUCCGGAUAUAAACUCCUCUAAGCUGCCGCUGGAUUUGCUCGCGAAUGUCAAGUUAUGUGAAAACUGUCAAACGAACAAACGACGUGUGUUAUUUGAUUUUUAUGAUAAUGAAAAUUACCACGACUAUUACUCGAGUGAUGACUUCGUUACACCUGAUAUAGUUUGUGCUUUCAACCAAAAUAUACAUAGAGCAUUCGCAUAUGACAUAGAGACAUGGCCAUCUACAAUAAACAGCAUUUUAAAACAACGAGUCCCGUUUGUUCUUACUUCCUACUCGAUUGAAGAGUUGAGGAGAGAUCUGGGAAAAGUAAGAGAAUGCGCAAGAGUUGAUUUUAAUGUAGUUUCCGAAAUAAAAUAUAAUCCAUUCAGUAGUGUGAGACCAGAUAGAAACUUUAUUACUGACCAUGAAAUACCUUUACUAUUCAAAAAUUAUUGUUUUUGUAUCAUCUGUGGGACCCUUUGAGUUUAACGAUUGUAUCAGAUUUGUUUAGGUUUUGUUACUUUGUCAUAUUAAUGUGAAUUAGAAUAAAAUAUUAUAACACGUUUAU